AUGGGUAUUCCAGGUCUCAAAAAUGCCAUUGGCAAAGGAGAGCGAAUUUCCUUGUCGAAAUUGGCCGUAAGUCACUUGGAGCGAACAGCAAAGCCUAUUCGUGUUGCGGUCGACAUUUCAAUAUGGCUCUUCCAACUUCAAGCUGGCCGCGGUGGAAAGAACCCUGAGCUACGCACAUUAUAUCGUCGACUUGUUAAAUUAUUAGCCUUGCCCGUCCAUCCUCUUUUUGUAUAUGAUGGCCGACAGAAGCCACCGUUUAAGAGAGGAAAAGCUGUGUCCCCACGAAGUUCUGGUAAUGCACCAAUCAUCCGGCACUCCAAAGAUCUUAUUGAGUGCUUUCAGUUUCCAUGGCAUGAAGCCCCUGGUGAGGCUGAAGCGGAAUGCGCACGACUGCAACAGGUAGGUAUUGUCGAUGCAGUUAUGAGUGACGACGUUGAUACCUUGAUGUUUGGGUCAAAGAUGACUCUCAUGGAAUUUUCAAAGGAACCAGGUAGCAAGUCUAAAGCUAAAACGCAUGUUACGUGUUAUCGCGUCGGCAAUGAAGGCCAGGACUCAAAUGUAUCUCUCAGCCGACCAGGCAUGAUUUUAUUUGCCAUGCUCAGUGGUGGCGAUUAUCUACCAAAUGGUGUUCCUAAGUGUGGUCAUAAGCUGGCAGCAGAAAUUGCCAAAGCUCAGUUUGGUGAUGACUUGCUCGCAGAUCUGUCACGCUCUUCAGAUCCAGAUACAGCAGUUAAUGAAUGGCGGGAAAGGCUGCAGUAUGAAUUGGAAGAAAAUAUAAACGGCCACUUUUCGACAAAACAUAAGGCUGUUCGCAUUCCAGACACGUUUCCGGACCGCACAAUCUUUGAGUAUUAUGCAAAUCCAAAGGUCUCUAACGAAGAUGAGAUGGCCGCUUUGAGAAGUCGUCUAAUAUCUUCCUGGGAUCGUGAGAUCGAUCCUAUGGCAAUUCGAAGGUUCGCUGCGGACAAAUUCGGGUGGAAUUAUCAGUCAGGCGCCAGAACGGUAAUUAAGCACCUAGCCGAACCUCUCUUUUGCUACAGACUUCGUCUCCAAAUGCCUGUAAGGUCUCUAUCCUGCCUGUCACAGUCACUAGCACCUAGUUGUGAUACACCAUGGCUACAGAAAGUAUACCGAAGUCGUGAAAGUUUUGACACUGAUGGGACGACCGAAAUUCAGCUAGAUAUGCUCCCCAUUGAUGUUGUCGGCAUUGAUAUGCUGGCUGAAGAUAAAACCCCAGAGAUUGUGCCCUCGCAAAGCAACUUGCUGGAAGAAGAUGAAGAAGAGGAUCCUGAGGUCGGUGCUGAGGCAAUACCCUCAUCGCCGUCAAAAUCUCGAGUGACAAAAGGAUACGACGUUUUUGGUAUUGAAAAAGUCUGGGUCUUCAAGUCUGUUGCUAAAAUGGGCGUUCCGAAUAUUGUAAAGAAGUGGGAUGAUGAAGAAGCCGCAAAGGCAGAGGCGAAGAAAGCUCCCAAGAAGACGGCCAGCCGGCGUACGGGGCUUAAAAAGAAGGGCCCCAUCGACUCGGGAAUGAAACACGGAAGUAUCUUGAAGUAUGGAACCCUAACAAAGCAAAAAUAUGGGUUGUCUUCUUCGAACAAAACGCACAUGCUAGAAGCUGCCGCUCCUUCAGCCCCGAAUGAAAAGUUGCCUCGAACAUCAUCAUCAAAUCCAGAGUACAUUGAUCUUGAGGAUAAUGUUAACUCCCCGAGCAUGUACUCUCAAUCCCGUGAUUCCAUGCCAUUUCACCAUACUUCUCGAGAAGUUGAUGAGCUAGUUGGUACAUUUUCUUCACUGAGUACUGGACCUUCACCAUCGAGGGUCAAGCGGCAUCCCAUAGUCGGAGCUGAAGUUUUGGCCACAAAAGAAUCUGAUGGGAUCUUGUUAAGCUACUCGGUCUCAAAACAUGUCACUCCAGUGAUCGAAUCUGAUUCUUUACGAAGACGUCAAGCAGCUCCAUCAUCCACGCUAAAGAAGCAUAACAUCUGCAACUCUAAAAAGUCGCCUGAGACUAAGCACACUACAGACAGGCUACAUGAUGUUGAAGAACUAGAGAAAGCGAUCACUGCAUUAUCAUUGUCAUUUGAUGAUGAUGAUUACCAUGUAAUCCCAUCAGCCCGAGCCCUACAGCAACCUACGUCUUCUACAGAAUCAGAAUCAGAAUCAGGUGUCUACAAAUACUCGUCUAGGACACCGAAAUCAAAGUCUUUGCUAUCAUCUGAAACGCUAUCUUCGAUGGAUGAUACGAUUUCAGCGGAUCCUCUGCAACAUCGUGAUGAGCUAAUCCAUCCAUCAAACCAACCAUUGCAGAAAGAUCUCAAAAAACCAAAAGCCAGGUCUUGUUCAUCUCAAACAUCCACUCCUGAAUCAAUACCAGCGAAAGAUCAUAUUGAAAACAUAACGACAUGCAAUGGCUUCUGGACCGUUGAUGCAUCUGAUGAAGCUACAGUUGAUUCCAAGACCGAGACAACAGGUUAUUGCGAGAAAGGCAAAGAAAAGAAGAAACGAAUUCCGCGAGUGAGCUUCCUCGAUAUGAUAUAA
Molecule: messenger RNA, 2538 nt
Organism: Penicillium taxi
Lineage: Eukaryota; Fungi; Ascomycota; Eurotiomycetes; Eurotiales; Aspergillaceae
Product: crossover junction endodeoxyribonuclease
Exons: 2
Coding region: 1-2538 (845 amino acids)
Molecular function (GO): crossover junction DNA endonuclease activity; 5'-flap endonuclease activity
Source: RefSeq, a predicted model, not a curated record